AUUGACACAUAACGGCACAAACAAAAAGUUGCUGAAACUACACCCUUUCCGUUUUCUCCUCUUCCUCCUCCAAAACAUGCAACCUUAAGAAAUGUCCACGCAUUGUCUAUUUAACGAAACCAAACUCCCAAUUUUAGUAUUUUUUUGCAACUACUUACACUAUUAGUUAAUAAUUAUGGGUGUGGGAGGCAAAUUCUGGGAUUUACUGAAACCCUACGCGCGACAUGAAGGACCCGAUUUCUUGAGAGAAAAGCGGGUCGCAGUGGAUCUUUCUUAUUGGAUUGUCCAACAUGAAACAGCUAUCAAGGCAACCCAUGUUCGGAAACCUCAUCUUCGUCUCAUUUUCUUCCGUACUAUCAAUCUCUUCUCCAAGUUUGGAGCGCUUCCCGUAUUUGUUGUUGAUGGGACUCCGUCGCCAUUGAAGUCUAAAGCAAGGAUAGCGAGGUUUUUUCGGUUUUCGGGGGUUGAUGUUUCGGGUUUGCCAGUGGCUGAAGGUGUGUCGGCGGAGAGGAACAAGACUUUUCUCAAAUGCGUUCAAGAGUGUGUGGAACUGCUUGAACUGUUUGGGAUGCCUGUUUUAAAGGCCAAUGGUGAAGCUGAAGCACUGUGUGCUCAGUUAAAUGCUGAAGGCCUCGUGGAUGCGUGUAUUACAGCUGAUAGUGAUGCUUUCCUUUUUGGGGCUAAGUGUGUGAUAAAAUGCGUCAAGCCUAAUACCAAAGAACCAUUUGAAUGCUACCAUAUAUCAGAUGUUGAAGCUGGUCUUGGGUUGAAGAGGAAACACUUGAUAGCCAUUUCCCUCUUGGUUGGCAAUGAUCAUGAUCUUAAUGGUGUGCAAGGGAUUGGGCUUGAGAAGGCUCUUCGUUUUGUCCAAAGUUUCAGUGAAGAUGAGAUAUUGAAUCAGUUACAUGAAAUCAGCAACGGGAACUCUCCUUCACUUCAAAUUGUUUCAAAAGUUGUAGAUGAAAUAAUUCUUUGUCCAGAUGAAAGCCCAGCAAGGUCGAAAACUUCUCAUUGCUCCUUCUGUGGGCAUCCAGGCAGCAAAAGAGCACAUUUCAAGUCAUCUUGUGAAUAUUGUGGGACUAGUACCAGUCAGGGUUGCACAAGAAAGGCAGAGGGUUUUAAGUGUAAUUGCUCCUCCUGUAAUAAGGAUCGAAAAGAAAAGGAGCAGCAAAAGCAUGAAAAUUGGCACAUAAAAGUUUGCAACAAGAUAUCCACGGAGCCAAACUUUCCAAAUGAUGAUAUUAUUCGAAUGUAUUUGUGCAACAAACAUGGAAACUUUACUGGUAUUGGCAGCAUGAUGAGGAUUGCAUCUGGCGAUGGCUUGUGUGUAUCAUGGAGAUGCCCAGACACUGAAAUACUAGUUGAUUUCUUGGAUUUUCAUCAGCAUUGGGAACCAUCUUAUGUUCGACAGAGAAUGCUUCCCAUGUUGUCCACCAUAUAUUUGAGAGAAAUGGCUGUCAAGCCUGAGAAAACUAUGUUGUAUGGGCAGUAUGUAUUUGAUUCUAUUCAGCGUGUGAAAAUAAGAUAUGGAUACCAAUCUUAUGUGAUCAGGUGGAGAAAAGUGACAAGUACAGCAGGCAGUAUUGUCCGUACCAACUCUGUUGAAGAGUCUGACAAGCCUCAAGAAGAGAUCGUUGAAAUUGAUGAAUUCAUUGAUCAUUUGGAUGAGGAUACUGCCCCCCAGAUUCAUAUUGAUGAUGAGUGUUGCUUCCUGUUGACAGAUGAAAAUAUGGAGCUUAUUCGUGGUGCUUUUCCAGAAGAAGUUGAAAGAUUUUGGCAUGAGAAGGAACUGAAAGCAUCGAAAAGAAGAAAGGGUUCAGGCUUUAAAAAUGAAGGGUCCAGUGAAAAGUCAGAAUCACCAAAGUCAAAACGUGUCCAACUUAGAUUAACAGAAUUUUACCGCUCUGCUAAGGUAGCAGCAAUUCACGCAAAACAAGGAGAUCUAGCCAAUAAUUCUGAAAAUCAAGAGGAUGGGCCAUCAAAAGGGAAGAACAAGGUUUCAAGUUCAAACCUUCCAAAGUCUGUGAGACGCCGCCUUCUGUUUGAGUAGGACAUUUACAGACUUUAGAUAUGAAGAUGUAAAUAAACUUUUAGCUUCAGGACCAUUAUUGUGGAUAAGUGGAGUUUUUUUGUACGUGAAAGAAAAGUACACUUUUUUGUGAAUUGUAGAGAAGCCAGCCUUUUCUCUUUGUUGAAAA
Populus nigra (black poplar) is the source of this 2198-nucleotide messenger RNA. Its product is annotated as flap endonuclease GEN-like 1. The transcript has 8 exons. The record is from RefSeq and is a predicted model, not a curated record. Lineage: Eukaryota; Viridiplantae; Streptophyta; Magnoliopsida; Malpighiales; Salicaceae. Gene Ontology annotation, biological process: pollen development. Gene Ontology annotation, molecular function: 5'-flap endonuclease activity. Bases 176 to 2050 code for a protein of 624 amino acids.